This is a messenger RNA of Erythranthe guttata (spotted monkey flower), 818 nucleotides long. RefSeq lists its product as uncharacterized. The record is from RefSeq and is a predicted model, not a curated record. Lineage: Eukaryota; Viridiplantae; Streptophyta; Magnoliopsida; Lamiales; Phrymaceae.
AAAAAAAAAAAAAAUCCCCACAUGCCAACUUUCGCCGAAGAAAUCCACCGCCGUGCUCCGCCGCAAAACCUCAGCCGAAGCCAGAGGAAUCUCCUCCUCUUCUUUCUCAAAUGCGUGAUAAUGCUUGUGGUGAUGUCCCUCUUCCUCUUCUUCCUUGGCUUCGCCGCCGUCGUCCUCCUCCACUUCCUCUUCAUGUCCAACACCUUCCACCGCCGCUGCACCCGCCUCCUCCAACCCACCACCAACCCCGCCGAAUCGCCGCCGCCGCCCGUCCACCCCCUUCUCCCCGACGUGGCGUACACCGCCGCGGCUUUCCCGAGGACAUCGGAUUGUGCGAUCUGCUUGGAUUCCUUCCGGGAAGGAGAGGCGUGUAGGAAUAUUCCGGUUUGCAAGCACGUGUUCCACGCGAAGUGCGUCGAUAGAUGGAUUAGGAAGAAGCCCACUUGCCCCGUUUGUCGAACCCGGGUCGACCCGGAUCCUGCCGGUUCACCCGGUUCGAGAAUCAACGGUGACGAUCAAUGGAAGAGGCUCUGGGUUGUCAAUUUCGAGCAGGGCACUUCUUAUUGACCGUUAAUUUGAAGAAUAUUCCGUUUAUUCAGAUGGAAUAAUUUUUUUAAGUCUUGAAUAUUUGUAUUCUUCUAUUUUUCUUUUUCUUUUUAUUUUUAUUUUAAUGUAUGUAAAUAUAUCCUCUUUUUGAGAUGAUGAUCAUGUAUCUGAAGAUGAUGUUAGAGAUAUUUUUUCUCCUUUUGUUUUAAGGGUAUUUUCGGAAAUUCCUUGUGGAUAAGAUCAACUUACAGACAUGUAUAUUAAUUGACAAA